Molecule: messenger RNA, 1076 nt
Organism: Syngnathoides biaculeatus (alligator pipefish)
Lineage: Eukaryota; Metazoa; Chordata; Actinopteri; Syngnathiformes; Syngnathidae
Product: C-C motif chemokine 25-like
Exons: 5
Coding region: 166-468 (100 amino acids)
Biological process (GO): neutrophil chemotaxis; lymphocyte chemotaxis; cellular response to type II interferon
Cellular component (GO): extracellular region
Molecular function (GO): CCR chemokine receptor binding; chemokine activity
Source: RefSeq, a predicted model, not a curated record
CUGUGUUUGCGCGUGUCCAUUCGACUGAGGGGAGGGGGCUCGUUCAUACGUGCGCAAUAACAGUACAAAACCGCAACACCGAGUGCGGUUGUUUAAACUGAGAGUUGUGGGUCAGACCAUUUUCUGCGAGUCGAUCAGAAGCCAACCAGAACGGCAACAGCAGCCAUGAAACUCCACGGUUUUUUGUUCCUCGUGCUGCUCGUCUGCACCACGCUGUGUGUGGCGCAAGGCUCUUUCGGUGACUGCUGCCUGGGCUAUGUGCGGAGGAUGAGAGCGAGCGCAAAGAAGAACGUCGAGAGCUACAGGAUGCAGGAAACAGAUGGCGAUUGCAACAUCAGAGCCGUCGUGUUUGCGGUGAAGGUCCGGUCUGGACGUGAAAACACCCGCACGGUCUGCGCCAACCCAGACCACCUUUGGGUUCAGAGGCUGAAGGAGCUUGUGAGCUUGAGGAUGAGGGCUCAGAAUUAGGAGAGCAACUGGGGAUUUAUGUGACUCAAGAGCCAACGCAGAUUUUGGAAAAGCUCACGGAUCACAUGAGGCGCUUGUAAAUUUGUCGUUUCCUGUCACUGACAAAGAAUGUACAUCACCUUUGCGAAAUGCUUCCAUUUUACGGCGCAGCGGCACACCACGACAAAUUUCAAUGACUUAUCUUUUUAUGUCGCUGUAAUUUUUAAUAGUCUGCAAGCAAUGAGCCAACAUUAUUGGGCAGCUUUGAUUCAUAGACUGGAUGCAUUUUUAGUUGAAAAUGACGUGAGAAAUUGCCAAAGGAUUGCAAGACUUGUAAAAAAAAAAAAAGCAAUUUUCAUGAUUUCUCUCCAAAAUGGUUUACUCGUUAUAUUUAUAUGCACGCCCAGUAUUGUAAACAUUAUAUUUUAAAAUGAUCUGCCUGAUGCGAGUUGUUAUUAUUUACUUAAACGUUUCCCCAUAAGAUCAUCAUGAAUCAUAACAUAUUCAUCAUAUAAUAAUGUAAAAAAAAGUAUCUCUGAAACUUUAAUAUGACUCUGUUCGUGUAAUAAUGCGAUGUCAAAACACUUUUCCCUUCAAAAUAUGACAAUACAGUAUGCAGUAUUUAGAAA